This is a messenger RNA of Rhododendron vialii, 292 nucleotides long. Its product is annotated as serine hydroxymethyltransferase, mitochondrial-like. Gene Ontology annotation, cellular component: cytoplasm. Gene Ontology annotation, molecular function: zinc ion binding; serine binding; glycine hydroxymethyltransferase activity. The record is from RefSeq and is a predicted model, not a curated record. Lineage: Eukaryota; Viridiplantae; Streptophyta; Magnoliopsida; Ericales; Ericaceae. The transcript is spliced from 4 exons. Bases 3 to 272 code for a protein of 89 amino acids. Gene Ontology annotation, biological process: folic acid metabolic process; tetrahydrofolate interconversion; L-serine catabolic process.
ACAUGGCAUCAUUGCCAAAUGAAGCUGUGUACGAGAAGGAGAAAUCUCGUGUCUCAUGGCCAAAGCAAUUGAAUGAUCCACUUGAAGUUGUCGAUCCUGAGAUUGCCAACAUCAUUGAGCUCGAAAAAGCAAGACAAUGGAAGGGACUGGAACUUAUACCCUCAGAGAAUUUCACCUUUGUAUCUGUGAUGCAAGCAGUAAACGGGCAGACUAAAAUGGCAACGGCAUGGCCCGACCCGACCCGAAUAAGUAAACGGGCUGGCACAUCUUGACACGAUUGAAAAUGGCACGG